Closterium sp. NIES-65 is the source of this 5058-nucleotide messenger RNA. Lineage: Eukaryota; Viridiplantae; Streptophyta; Zygnematophyceae; Desmidiales; Closteriaceae. The record is from the annotation of a GenBank genome assembly.
ACAUGGAAGGCCUUUUCCCCAAGGGGCGAGUGCACCGACACACUGCGGCACCACAGCGACUACGUCAUCGCUCUCGCUGCCGCCCGCGAUGUCCCUCUUGUGGCAUCAGCCGGUCUUGGCUCAGAGCUGUUCAUCUGGGACUUAGCAGCAGCACAGCCUCUCACCUGGUCAGGGGGGUCUCUCCCCCAUACCUCCUCUUCUCCCCCUUCUUCCUCCUCCUCCGGCCCCCCUGCUUCCGCGUCUACCGCUUCCCCUGCUACCUCUGCUGCUGCUUCGGGGCUAGGGGGAGGCAGUACAGGCUCAGGAGCAGGGGGAGCGGGGGGAGCAGGUGGAGCGGGGGGAGCGGGGGGGGCGGGGGGAACAACAGGGGGGACAGGAGUGGGUUCAGCUGCGGGGCCGGUAGUCGGGGUAUAUUCUCCAGUGCCGGCCAAGGGGCAUAAGGACUCGGUGUAUUCUGUGGCGAUGAACAGUGCCGGGAGUGUGGUGGUUUCGGGCGGCACAGAGAAGGUGGUUCGCGUGUGGGACCCUCGCACAGGGACCAAGCAAAUGAAACUAAAGGGACAUACGGAGAAUAUUAGAGCUCUUGCUAUCGACCCCACUGGCAGGCGUGUUUUGAGACGUCUCAAAACACUUCUUCAAACACGUGGUAAGGUGAGGCAAGGCGUGAGAGGAGGUGGUGGUGGGCAUCCUGUGUGGGAUGGGAUGGGACCCAUGGGUGCCAAGAAGAUGAAGCUGAAAGGGCACACGGAGAAUAUUAGAGCACUGGCUGUACAGUCUCUCUUCCAACUCAACGCAUCUUCUCCCUCCCUCCCCCUCCUCUCACACCCCAUUGCAGGUUCUGCUUGUCCGGCUUCUCCGACUCAAUCAUCUGAUGGGUCAGCAUCAAAUAGCUACGAUUGCUCUCGAUUGAAACCGUCUGUUUUCUCUCCCUCCCUCCCCCUCCUCUCACACCCCAUUGCAGUUUCUGUGUGUCCGGCUCCCCCGACUCAAUCAUCUGAUGGGUCAGCAUCAAAUAGCUACGAUCGCUCCCGGUUCAAACCGUCUGUUUUCUCUCCCUCCCUCCCCAUCCCUCUUCUCACACACGCCAUUGCAGGUUCUGUUUGUCCGGCUCCUCCGACUCAAUUAUCCGACGUCUCAAAACACCUAGAGCAGCAGCGCUGUGUGUGUGCACUCCAACGCCGUCCAUACAGACUCGACUCGGUGGGGGCUGUGCACCUGCUCACUGCCUCACCCUGCUCCUUCUCCCUGUGUGCUUCGUUCUCCUUGGUGCAGGCUGUCUGUGCCGCUGUGGGACCUAGGGCAGCAGCACUGCGUGCACUCAUACACGGUUAUGAGGCCUGGGCCAGCAGCGCUGUGUCACUCAUACGCAUGUUCUCUCCCUCUCUCCUUUUUUCUCCUGGACACAGCCUGUGGGACCUGGGCCAGCAGCGCUGUGUGCACUCGUACGCGGUGCACACAGACUCAGUGUGGGCUGUGGCAGCCAAUGAGGAGUUCACACGUGUCUACAGCGGGGGCAGAGAUGCAUGUGUCUACGUCACCGAUCUCGCCACGCGGGAAAGCAUCCUAUUGGCCAAGGAGGAUCGCCCCGUGCUCCACCUGGCGUUACAGCCUGGCGGGGAGAGAGGGGGAAAGGGGAGAGGGGGAAGGGAGGACAGAAGAGAAGGGGAGAGGAGAGGAGGAGGAGGAGGAGGAGGAGGAGUGAUAGAGAGACGGCUGGAUUGUGACAGGAUGUGGGUUAGCACUUCUGCCUCGUCUGUCCGGUGUUGGCCUGCUGACUCUGCUGCUUUGACAGGCGGGACCGGGGACGCAUGGGUAGGGGAGGACGGGGAGAAGGCAGCAAGGAGGGUGGCGGGUGGGGUGGAGGAGCAAGUGACUGGAGCAGCAGCAGCGCAAGCAGACUGCGGAGGAGAUGAGGCAAGAAGAGGGGCGGGAGCAGGAGAGGAGGAGGGGGGCGUGUCACCGAAUGGUCCGGUGUUCUGUGCGAGUCCUGACCUCUCUGCCAGCACAUUCAUCGCCAGCAGCCUUGGGGUGUCCCGCGCCCGAGCCAGCGUGGAAAGCUCUUUCUCUCUGGUGAGUGAAGUGCACUCCAAUCUCCCUCCCCUCCACCCUCCACUGGGUCACCGAAUGGACCGAUGUUCUGCAUGUCACCGGAUGGGUCUUUCGUCUGUGCGAGUGCUUUUGAGAAGUCUCAAAAUUACCAUCAACGCAUUCAACUCUCCUCUUGCUUGCAAAGGCAUGUCACCGGAUGGGUCUUUCGUCUGUGCGAGUGCUGACCUCUCCGCUCGAGCUAGUGUGGAAGGCUCUUUCACACUGUUAACUGAAGAAGAUUCACCUCAGAAACUCCCUCCUCUGUCGGGUGGAAUGCUCUCCUGCUCUGUUGAUUCAAAUGCGCACUCUCCUGCUUGCUUCCGCUCUCCUGCUUGCUUUUGCUCCCCUGCUUGCAUCUGCCCUUCUUCCUUCUUUUACCCAUGUUCCUCUAUUCGCUCAUCCCAUUGCCACCAUCUGUUGCACGCACCACACCCAUCACAUGCCAUGCCCGUUCCCCUAUUCCCCCAUCCGAUCGCCGCCAUCCUUGGCACCGCACCCAUCACACGCCAUGCCAUACUGAACGACAGGCGGCACGUGCUCACGCGGGACGAGGGAGGUGUGGUGAAGCUGUGGGAGAUCACCCGGGGAGCUGUUGUUGCCAACUACGGGGUGAUCAGCGUAAGCCCGUGGUUCUCAGUGGACCUCCGCUUUGGCUGUCUAUCACUGCACCUGGAGUGCCCGCAGUGCUUCUCUGCUGAGAUUUAUGCCACAGACUUGGACGUGCCGGGAGCAUCUGAAGACCUUAAGUGCUUCUCUGCUGAGAUCUACGCCACAGACUUGGACGUGCCAGGAGCAUCUGAAGACCUCAAGUGCUUCUCGGCUGAGAUCUACGCCACAGACUUGGACGUACCAGGGGCGUCUCAAGACCUCAAGUGCUUCUCACCUGAGAUCUACACCACUGACCUGGACGUGCUGGGGGCGUCUGAAGACCUCAAGGUACAUGCACAAAGCUCACUCUCCCGCCUCUCGCUGCACCUGGAGUGCCCACAGUGCUUCUCAGCUGAGAUCUACACCACUGACCUGGACGUACCAGGGGCGUCUGAAGACCUCAAGUUCCCGCCCUCUAUAAUCACAGAGGGCCCUCAGUUUGGCCCGUGGCGGCGGCGGGUUGUGACUCUAGCAGCGGACGGGGCGGGGUGGGAGGAAGCGAGGCUGCUGCUGCCUGGCUGGUGUGCUGACUGCGUGUGGAACGACCGACUGCCCCAGCGGGACCCUAGCAAGUGCAGCUUCUACCUGCAACCCCUGGAUGGCUCACAGCUGCGGCCUCUGACACAGAACAAGCUGAGCGCUCCCAAGAUUCUCAAAAUCCUCAAGGUGAUGAGCUAUGUGCGGGAGAAGCUGGGAUUGGAUGACUUGCAAGAGGAAGAGGAGGAGAGCGGAGGGGGGAUGAAGGGGAGAGCAGGUGGGCCAGUAGGACCCCUGGCCCCUCCUGUGGUGGUUGAGAUUUUCUGCAAUAAUCAGACACAGACGCUAGUCAUGGCUUCCGCUCUCGCCGCGUCGUCGCUGUCGUCCCGCAUUUCCACCAGUCUAGCGUCGGCGCUUCCUAGACACGUCAGCAGCAGCCGCGUCUCGCGGCUCGUCGUCAGAGCGUCCAGCGAUGACGAGGAAUUCGAGGCUCGUCUGGAGCGCCUAAGGCGGAAGAACGCGAGCGGAACGGGGAAAAAGGCGGAGGAGCGGAAAGCUAAGGCCAGCGGAGACGCUCCGCCUGCUUCCUCCUCGUCAUCCGCUUCCUCCACGUCAGACGCCACGUCAGCAGCUGCAGAAGCAGCUAAAAUCGCCGAGAUCCUGCCUCCUCUUCCACUGAAGGAUCCCAUGUCCGACGGGCUACCAGUUUCGCUCGGAUUUUCUGCGUACACGGAGAGAUUGAGCGGACGGCUCGCAGCCAUUGGAUUGGCUGCUCUUGUCUCGGUGGAGCUCGCAUCCGGAUCGUCCAUUUUGGAGUAUCACGACGGCGCGACGAUCGCGGUGCAGGUGUAUUUUCUCCUAGGGCUUGGCGCGCUCUACGUGAAUCUACUUACUUGUUUCCCUCUCCCCUCAUAUUCACAACCCCCGUCCUGCCCUUCUUCCACUCUCUCUCAUUACCCUUCCUUUACCCCCUUCCGCCAUUUCCGCCCCCCUCCCUCCCUCGUCUCCCCUCUCCUACCCCCUCCCUCUCUUCCCCCCUCCCCUCUCCUCCCCCCUCUCCCCUCUCCUCCCCCUCCCCUCUCCUCCCCGCUCUCCACGUACUGCGAAUCCAACUCCUUCCCUCUCACCUUACCUGUCAUCUCCUUUUCAAUCUUCUAUGUGUCUUAUCAAUCACCCACAACCCCAGCCUUCACCCUCGUUUUUUCUUUCUCGCGUUUCUCUCUCUCACUGACUACCUCUCUCACCCUUCCCCUCGUCCCCUCGUGUGAGGAACCUGCCUCUUGCUUUUCUCAUCUCCAACUCCAUCCCUCUCUUCACUCUAUCUCCUCCCCCCCUCCUUUACUCCCCUCUUCACUCUCUUCCCCCAUCCUCUCCCCUCCUCUCCCCAUCCUCUCCCAUCCUCUCCCCUCUCCUCUCCUCUCCCCUCCUCUCCUCUCCUCUCCCCUCCUCUCCCCUCCUCUCCCCUCCUCCCCUAUCUUUUCUCCUCCUCUCCUCUCCUCUCCUCUCCCCUCCUCCCCCCUCCUCUCGCCUCCUCUCCCCUCCUCCCCCCUCCUCUCGCCUCCUCUCCCCUCCUCUCGCCUCCUCUCCCUUCCUCUCGCCUUAGCUCCCCUCCUCUCUCCUCCCCACCCCUCCUCUCCCCUCCUCUCCCCUCCUUUCCCCUCCUCUCCCCUCCUUUUCCCUCCUCUCCCCUCCUCUUCCCUCCUCUUCCCUCCUCUUCCCUCCUAUCCCCUCCUCUUCCCUCUCCUCUUCCAUCCAUCUCUACAAUCUCUCGUCCUUCUUCUUGGCCUGCUAUCCCUUCGUCCCAGUCUUCACACCUGUCUACAUUGUCACACCUAUCAGCAGUAA